Molecule: messenger RNA, 1760 nt
Organism: Puntigrus tetrazona (Sumatra barb)
Lineage: Eukaryota; Metazoa; Chordata; Actinopteri; Cypriniformes; Cyprinidae
Product: T-cell surface antigen CD2-like
Exons: 6
Coding region: 294-1262 (322 amino acids)
Source: RefSeq, a predicted model, not a curated record
UAUUUGUUCAAAUUUAAGGCAAAAAUGCAUUCUUAAAAAUCUUAAUCUUAAAAAUAAAUAAAUACUAACUAAAAUAACUAAUAUUUGAAAACAUGACAAUCUUUAUAAUAAUGUAAUGAAUUGUCAAAUAAUAAAUUGAUAUAAAUGGAAUCUAUUCAGAAUUUUGAAUAGCAGUGAAUAAUAGGCAGUGUACACACACACACACACACACUCCCAGAGAAACACAGGAAACCGAUUCACUGUGAGCUCGACAACUUAAAACUAGAGCAUCUCACUCAGAAAAGUGUGUGAAAAUGCUGGAAAACGUGACAUUAACUCUCCUCAUCAAUUUAAUCUUCAUGUUCUCCACUGGUCAAUCUUCAUGUACCUACAGUGCUGUGGGUGAAAAAGUCGUGAUUUCAUUCGAUGGUGCAAAAUUACAAGAAGGUGAUGAACUGAGAUGGACGCAUGAUGAAGUGAGAGUUUAUUUUAAAAAAGGCUCAAAGGUUAAGGUCAAAGAGCUCGAUGUCGAUGAAGAUGGAUCUCUGAUACUGACGGACGUACAGAAGGAUAAAUCUGGAGAGUACAAGGGCAUCAUCUAUGAUUCAGAAGGAAGUUUAAUAAAAGAAACCGUACAGCAGCUCUGUGUCCUGGAGCCAGUGUCUGAACCUACAGUCGUGGUGGAGUGUGUAGAAAAAGGAGUAAACCUGACUUGUAGCGCAGAGAACAACCGUGAGGUGCUUGUGUCCUGGACAAAAAAUGGCAUUACGACCGAUUCGACUCUCGCAUUUUUACAUUUCCUUUCAUCUGAGAUCAAAUCUGGAGAUAGUUUCUCAUGCACAGUCAGCAACCAGAUAAGCCAGAAGUCAGCAAAAGAAGUUCAGCCAGCUUGCUCUGACGCAGGUCUAUAUGCAACCACUGCCAAUUAUCACAAAGAAAAAGAAGCAAACAGCAGCAGUGCAAAUGAAAACAAAAAAGAUGUGUAUAAGAAGAAGUUUCUAGGCUUGGAUUUGUGGUUGAUGCUGGUGAUCCUGACAGGGGGAGGAAGUUUCCUCGUCCUCUCCAUCAUCUGCCUGGUCUGUUUCUGCCGCUGCUACAGACGAAACAAGAGGAAAGCAAAAGAAGAAGAAGAGUACCGGCUUACGUCUCUAAUGCCAGAUCACACAAAUCCACCUGAUGUGCAAUACAUGCAGCAAAUCACAUCGGAGAGGUCUUCUAAAAGCCAGCGUCCUCUUCCACCCCUGCCCGGCCCCCAAGGUCCUCCUUGUGUUGGACCCCCAUAAGAGAACACCCCGACCUUCCAGAGACACUGAGACCAGUAUCAAGACCAGCGCUCAACAGAAUAUCGUUUAUAUAUAGAAUUUAUCAUAUACACAAAAGUUAGAAAAUAUUAAGUAAUAAUUUUAUUAUAAAAAUAAUCAAUAUAUUUUUUUUUUCAGUCUCUUAGCAUAUGCAUCCGAAAAUAAUAAGCAGUUUUCGACAUUGAUUAUAAUAAGAGCUACUAUUAAUAAUUGAUAAUAUUACCUAAUAUCACCCAUUGAUAUUAAUGAAGAGUAAAUCAGUAUAUUGUAAUGAUUUCUGAAGGAUGGUGUGACACUGAAGACUGGAGUAAUGAUGCUGACAUGUCAGCUUUCAAUCACAGGACUCAUUUACGAUUGAAAUAUGUACAAGUGGAAAACUUAUUUAUUUUAAAUUGCAAUAAUACAAUAUGCCCUUAUUACUGUAUUUUUGAAGAGCAUAUGAGACUUAUUUCAAAAACAUUAAAAAUCUUAAUCAUUGCA